Messenger RNA from Rhincodon typus (whale shark), 492 nucleotides. RefSeq names its product NOP10 ribonucleoprotein homolog (yeast) (gene nop10). Bases 115 to 309 code for a protein of 64 amino acids. Gene Ontology annotation, cellular component: box H/ACA snoRNP complex; box H/ACA telomerase RNP complex. Gene Ontology annotation, molecular function: box H/ACA snoRNA binding; telomerase RNA binding. Gene Ontology annotation, biological process: ribosome biogenesis; snRNA pseudouridine synthesis; positive regulation of telomerase RNA localization to Cajal body. The record is from RefSeq and is a predicted model, not a curated record. NCBI's taxonomy places the organism in Eukaryota, Metazoa, Chordata, Chondrichthyes, Orectolobiformes, Rhincodontidae. The transcript has 2 exons.
CGGAAGUCUCCCUCCCGCACCCCGGAAGCCGGAAGAAGAGGACCAGGAAGCGAGCCUUCUUCCUCCCCAAACAGACACAGAGUAUCUCCACGUGGGAGCCAGAGAGAGAUAAACAUGUUCCUGCAUUUUUAUCUGGAUAGUAAUGGGCAGAGGGUCUACACCCUCAAGAAGGUUGACCCGGACGGGAAAGCGACCUCCAGUGCUCACCCAGCCCGCUUCUCCCCAGACGAUCGCUACUCCCGCCACCGUGUCACCAUCAAACGCCGCUUCAACCUGCUCAUGACCCAACGAGCUGCUCCUGUCCUCUGAACCGCUCCACCCCCGCCACCUUUGUGGGCUGACUCGGCCUCAGGACCGGAGAACGGGGCUUUGGGGGGGAGGUGGCGGCGGAGAUCCCCCUGAGCCACUGCAGGGUACGGUCCCCGUCGCCCUCGGAGCGGAUAAUGCCGUUGGAAUUCCCUGCUGUCUGAAUAAAAUGUCCUGCACAUGAAA